AGAGAGUUCUUAAAAAGAUCACUCCAUAUAUGUUUUUCCCCUAAACCUGCACAUCAAGACAAACACAUGCCGUCAUUCAUCAAUAGCUUUGUAUGAUAAAUCUUAUCCUCAAGAACAACAACUUUGAACAUCUUUACCCAUCCCGCGGCAAAUGAAGCAGAAAUAACCCCCAAACAUGAUCGCGUACCCCGAUAAAGUGUUUCACCAGUAGCAAAAUACACAAGACGCGAGGAGCCUGACCCCCUGCGGUUGCUUAGUUGCGGUAAACAAGGAAGGCAUCUGAAGGGGAUAGCGUAUAUCUGUUUUCUCUGUCUUCAGCAUAUGGGGGAGAUGUACGAAAGCCGUUAUUUAUAACUGCCGAGAAUCGCUAGGGAGAACAAACUCUGAUGAACGUUCACUUGGAAUUAGCAGAAAUGUCCGAUUCCUCCGGUCCUAUAUGUGAGAAAAUUUAGUGGUGAUAAGAUGCUGCUGGGCAUGUGAAACACGUUUUAAUGUGAUAAAAGGCUUUUGGGAAAUAUUCUUAAUUUCAACAAUUUUCCAGUUGGAAAUGAUGUAACAUGAAUCCCGGAAGUGGUUUGACAGAGCCCAGUGUUUCCGGAAACACCUUACGUCCAUACCUCCGCCGGAAGAAGUCGUCAUUUGGAGAGACCAAGGUGGCGGUCAUUGGAACGGACGGAGUCGGCAAAAGUGCACUGUCUGUGCGGUUCCUGACCAAGAGGUUUAUUGGAGAGUAUGACCAGACUGUCGAAUCCAAAUACAAGUACACGACUACGAUAGACGGAGAAGCAAUCACGUUCGAGGUUUUGGAUACUAUAUCGGAGAAUGAUGAUUGCGGGGCUCGUGAUGACGUAUUGAGAUGGGCGGAUGGUGUUCUGGUCGUUUACUCGGUGGUGAACAAGCAGACAUUUGAUAUUAUACAGGAAAUAAGGAGACGAAUUGACGAAAAUAGAAAAGGCGCAAGCAUUCCAAUGGUUCUUUUAGGAAAUAAAUGUGACCUGGCUCAUAUGAGGAAAGUCACGCCAGAGGAAGGUCAGCGUUUAGCAAACGAAAUAGGAUGUCCUUUCCUUGAAGUAUCCGCUUCCGAGGACGUUGACACAGUAACGGAUGCUUUCCUUAUAUUGUCACGUGAGGUCGUAGAGUUCAAAAGGCGUUCCCGGACCUUCUUUGAUAGGGUCUUUGGAGCGUUUGGAAGAGAAAAAGUGUCGACUUGAUCAACUUUGUCUUUCAUGUGUUUGGAAUCUGAGUGACGUGUUUAAGUUGUUAUUGUGUUUCAUUUGUAUGUUGUUAAUGCAUUUUAGUUUUCAAUAAAUAUUUUACGGUU
Messenger RNA from Ostrea edulis (European flat oyster), 1321 nucleotides. RefSeq names its product ras-related and estrogen-regulated growth inhibitor-like. NCBI's taxonomy places the organism in Eukaryota, Metazoa, Mollusca, Bivalvia, Ostreida, Ostreidae. Gene Ontology annotation, molecular function: GTP binding; GTPase activity. The record is from RefSeq and is a predicted model, not a curated record. Bases 558 to 1211 code for a protein of 217 amino acids. The transcript is spliced from 6 exons.